AUGGGAGGAUCCGCGUCGACUCCACCGAAAGCACCACUAUCGGAACAGUCGAAGAAGAUUGCAGCAGAGGUAUAAGUGACCUGACUUGACGCCCAACUGAAACAGGAUUACAGGCAAAAGAGCACGCAGUGGUGCUCUAUACGAAAGACGGAUGCGGAUACUGCGUUAUGGCGAAAAACGCGCUAUACGAGGACGGAAUCCAUUAUACUGAAAGAGUGAGCUCUGAAUUGAACUUCACAAAACGCUUUCUUUUCUUCAGAAUUUGAACGCAAUUGCGAAAGUAAAUCCGGAUGCUCAAGAAUAUAUUCAGGGGCUCAUGGAUUUGACUUGUCAACGGACUGUUCCGCAGAUCUUCAUUUGUGGAAAGUGAGCGUGGCUUCCAAUGAAUCUUCUCAUUCUUCUUUCCAGAUUCGUCGGCGGCUACACAGAGUUAAAUGUACUCAGACCGAAUCUGGCCAAGAUUCUGGAGGCGUGCUCAGUCGACAACGGAGAGACUCUUCAUCGAGAAUUCCUUUCCAAAAUCUGA
Molecule: messenger RNA, 526 nt
Organism: Caenorhabditis sp. 36 PRJEB53466
Lineage: Eukaryota; Metazoa; Nematoda; Chromadorea; Rhabditida; Rhabditidae
Source: the annotation of a GenBank genome assembly